CUCUGAAAUCAUUGACGAGGCCAAAUAUUAUAUUGCUCUUUGUUAUAUUCACGGGAAGGGCGUAGAACAAGAUAGGAAAUUUGCUUUGGAUCUCGCAAAAGAUGAUUAUCAUGAUUUAAAUAAGUAUGAAAAUGCUUGGAAUAUUUUUUCAGAAUUAGCCAACGAUGAUGAAAUAAAAUCAGAAGCUUUAUCUAUCAUGGAAUAUUACUAUAACAAAGGAUAUAUCAAAACAAAUGAAAGGCAUAUUUUUAAAAUCGCAUUAGAACUAUACAGUAAAGACAAAUAUAAAAAAGCUUACGAUAUUUUUUUUAAACUUGCCGCAAAUAGUAAAGAUAAAGAAAUUAAAUUUCUUUCUACAUGUUUAGAAGCAUCUUAUUAUAUCACGGGAUAUAAUAGAAUUGAGAAAAAUAAGAAUAAAGCAUUUGAACUUAUUCUAAAAGA
Messenger RNA from Racocetra fulgida, 441 nucleotides. NCBI's taxonomy places the organism in Eukaryota, Fungi, Glomeromycota, Glomeromycetes, Diversisporales, Gigasporaceae. The record is from the annotation of a GenBank genome assembly.